UUCACGUGGAACGGACCGACGCCGCCUUCUCGACAAUGUCUCUCUUCCUUACAGCUAUCGUUACGCUGAGCCUAGCGCUCACGGCCGACGCAAAUUGUUGCGCUGCAGCAAGUUACCAGUUCUCGGGCGCGGGACUGAGCGCGCGGAUCGUUCAGCUCAAACCCGACCUCUUUGCUCUGAACAGCUACACACUAGGGGUAGACGUCAAGGCUAACAACGCUUUUAUCAACAUGACGAUGACCGACUUAACGGGUAAAAGGUCGGUGCAGACGAUCUACCUAGAAUCAAAAACAAAGACGCAGUACACAGUGAUCGACAACACUCAGUGCUUCAAAUCGCCAUUGAUUGGACGUGAUGCGUUUGCCUGUUUGCCUUCUAAUGUCAAAGUUGUGACCCAUUUCACGAUCGGCGGCGGAAUCGAGAUCAUAGCCGUUACCUACUCGUCCCAAAGUGAUGUAGACUCCUUCAACGUGUCAAGCCAGUCCGCCUUACUGAUUUCUUCCAAGUGUGUACCGAUAGCCGCCGCAGCUCUUAUCCUAGGAGACAACACAACGAACCCACUUAAAACCGAAGUUGCAAUUGCGGACUUGGUGUUGUUCUACAACAUGGUACCACUGAGUCCGAGUACAAUGACGGUGCCGUCAAUCUGCUCUAAAGCACAAAGUCUUGCGACGUCUGGAAUCGCUGAGGAGGAUCUCGUACUCUCGCAUUUGAUGAAGAAAGAUGAAUCGUUCAACGUGUUUACCAUCCUCAGUCGUCUGACUGAACUGCGAAAGAACUGAUCUGUAAGAGAGAUCGACUUGUGCGAGCAGGAAAGCGUUUUGAUUGUCGAACCACUUUAUAUGUUGUUUCUCUUUUCUUGAGCUCCAUUUUCUUUUGCACGGUAACUUUUCUAUUUUUUGGAAUUAAGCAAGGAUCAAACUAUUUACUUUUAAAUUUGCAUCUAACGCACGCUUGUGCGUUGUUUACCACUUACGUCAAUUUAUAUUAAUCGUUUUGUUUUUGGCA
Messenger RNA from Corticium candelabrum, 1008 nucleotides. RefSeq lists its product as uncharacterized. The transcript is spliced from 4 exons. The record is from RefSeq and is a predicted model, not a curated record. The coding region runs from base 36 to 782 and encodes 248 amino acids. NCBI's taxonomy places the organism in Eukaryota, Metazoa, Porifera, Homoscleromorpha, Homosclerophorida, Plakinidae.